Messenger RNA from Mobula hypostoma (lesser devil ray), 1220 nucleotides. RefSeq names its product sulfotransferase 1C2-like. The transcript has 8 exons. Gene Ontology annotation, molecular function: sulfotransferase activity. Gene Ontology annotation, biological process: sulfation. Bases 134 to 1039 code for a protein of 301 amino acids. Gene Ontology annotation, cellular component: cytoplasm. Lineage: Eukaryota; Metazoa; Chordata; Chondrichthyes; Myliobatiformes; Myliobatidae. The record is from RefSeq and is a predicted model, not a curated record.
UCCUGGCCACAGCAUAAAGCUGGACUCUGCUUUCCCUGGAAACACGGUCACGUGAGAUUUGGAAUGUGAAACUGCUGAGAGGAAACCAAAAUUUGCCAAGUUCAAAGGAGAGAGAGGAUCAACAGAGUGCUGGAUGCAGGCUCCGGAAGAUUCUGCGAAUUCAGGCAUUUGCAGGCCUGUCCUGGAGGUGGUGGACGGGAUACCCCUGCCCAGCUGGAUUCUGACCCACUGGACUGAAAUCCAAAUGAUCCAGGCCAAGCCUGAUGAUGUCCUGAUUGCCACGUACCCCAAAGCAGGCACCACCUGGAUGCAGGAGAUUGUGGAUCUCAUCAUGAUGAACGGGGACGUGCAAAAAUGCAGACGCGCCCCCAUCUUUCAACGGAUUCCCUUCCUCGAGAUCUGCAGCCCUGCAUUUCAAUCCACUGGGCUGGAUCAGAUCAAGAAGCUGCAGUCUCCCCGAAUCAUCAAAACUCACCUUCCAUUCCAAAAGGUACCCAAAUCGUUCCGGGAGCAGAACUGUAAGGUGAUCGUGGUUGCUCGCAACGCAAAGGACAACAUGGUCUCCUACUUCCAUUUCCACCGGAUGAACCAGGUGAUGCCAGAGCCUGGCACCUGGGAGGAAUUCCUGCAAAUGUUCAUUGAGGGGCAGAUAAGCUGGGGCUCCUGGUAUGACUACAACCUAGACUGGUGGGAGGCAAGAAAGAAACAUCGGAUUCUCUUCAUCUUCUAUGAGGACAUAAAGGAGAACCCACGGCGAGAGAUCCUGAAGGUGGCUGACUUCCUGGGUAAGACCCUGGAUGAGGCGGCUUUGGAGUCAGUGGUCCAUAACUCCCUGUUCAGUGUGAUGAAGGAGAAUCCAAUGACCAACUACACCACCCUCCCUUACACUGUCUUCAACCAGGAUAUCUCCAAGUUCAUGAGGAAAGGUGAAGUUGGGGACUGGAAGAAUCAAUUCACUGUGGCACAGAAUGAACAUUUCGAUAAAGACUACGCAGAGAAGAUGGGGAAGAGUGACAUUGUCUUUCGGGAGGUGCUGUGACCAUUCUCUCCCCCCACCAAGCAAAGAAAAGCAGAAGCAAAAAUGGUUAAGUAAACUGUGUCAGUAAAGAAACUUUAUCCAGAGCACGGUGUGUCUGUCCUGUGUAUCUGGAGAAAAGAGAGGGACUGAGAGACUACAAGACAUAGGAGCAGAAUUAAACCAUUGAUCGAAUGUGCUCCAC